AAUUCCCGUUAACAUUUCGCUUUGUUGUUUUAACGAAGAAAUCGCAGAAAUACAAAGAAUUUAAAACAUUUUCCUUCGGAAAUUCUCACUACAGUACGUCAAAUAAAUGUGUUCAUAAUUUUCGUUUCCUCACUGUUAACAUACACUGUCUCGUGUAUGUUUUUGAUUUAAGAAGCAAUUAACAAACUGCUUUUUGAGUAAGAAUGUCGACGCGAAAACGUAGCAAGAGUAGAGAGAGAAGAGAGGAUUCCAAAUCUUCGAAAUUGAGAAUGGAUAGUAAGGCUCCUAUCCCUCGAAUAACUGAUCCCAGUUUACCGGCAGGAAGAAGACGCGAAAUUGAUACAGUUAUGAAAAAAGCACGUGCUUCUGCACACGCCAACGAAUAUUGGGAUAAAAAAAUCCUAGAAGUUGAAGCGAAAGAUCCAAAUCGUUGGCGGCACAGCGGUUACAAGUCGCUUUACUUGGAUGGCUCAUCGUCGCCAUCUCCGAGUCGUCGUAGUCGUUCGCGAUCGCCUGUUGGCCGCAGAUCUCCGCGAUCUCCGCCCUCUCGUCGAUCUCCUAUCGGACGUAGAUCGCCGCGUUCCCCGCCGUUACGGCGGUCCCCCGUGGGACGGCGAUCGCCUAGAUCACCACCAUCACGGCGGUCGCCACCUGUCACUCGUAGGUCGCCACUACCUCCGGCGCGAUCUGGUAAAUCUGUGCGACCGCGUUCCCCGCGAUCGCCGCCGAUUCAUAAAGGACGAAGGUCACCUUCUGGCAGUUCUGUGAGUAGCUGCUCGGAUGACUCGUGUUCGGUUUGUUCGCCAAAAAAUAAUCGACGUGCCAGGUCUAGGUCUCGUUCGUUAUCGGUAUCGCGAUCGCGAAAACCGCACGUGAAACACGGUUCCCCCAAAAUUCGUGCGCGUCCUCGUCCUCCGUCGCCGUCACCGAUUCCGCGUCGCGUUCCGAGACCAAUGACACCACCUCCAGUCAGACGACCAGUGAAAGGACUGAUUUCCGAUAAGCCCACGGAUCCACGCCGUCAACCGCCACCCCCCAGGCCACGUAAUCCAUCUGGCAAGGUUAUCAAUCUAGGCAGUAUCGCACCGCCCGCAGCAGUGAAGAAGACCAUCCGUAAAAAGGAAAAAUUUACAGAACCCGUAUUACUGACACGGAUCAAAAAGGAACGCACAAAGAAACGUCCCGGAUCUCCGGAUUCAUCUGGAUCAGAAGAUAGUUCCACAUCCUCCUUAUCGCCCAUUGUGGCAACUACUCGUUUGUCUCUUUCAGAGCGUUUUGGUAAGAUGGCGCAAUGGAGUAUCGAUAGAGAACGCAGAGACAUCGAAAAUAUGCGUAUAACGAAGAAUUCUAGUGGAGGCGACUUGAAAGUCAUGAUUGAGGAAGACGAUUUUCUAUAUGGUAGUCCUCCUCGUCGUUACAGUCACUCGCCCGUUCCACCAGGACAUUAUCCCGAUGAACUUUUAUCUGCUGGUCCGUCAGGUUUGGCAUCGUGGGACGAUGUUCGUGUUCGUUAUCAGUACUACAAAGAUUUAGGGUACUUAAGAGAUCUAUCGUUGGAUGACUACGUGAAAUGGGAGGAAUGGUGGUACAAAUACCAAGAUUGGUUAGCAAACGAAAGGCACUAUGAACAUUGGUUGUCGACGCAAAGAAGAGGGAAGAAAAGACUGCCAGCAUCGCAACGUUUAAAUUAAGAAUGUAAGCUAGAUAUAUGUAUAUGUACGAAAUUAUGGAUUAUUAUCAUACUGAUGAUAUAAAGAGUUUAUUAUAUCUCGAUGUAACAGAUGAUUAUAAUUUCGUUAUUUAUAAUUUUUUUAAAUAUUUUUUAACUAACGUUAACACAUUUUUAUUUUUAAUGUAUCCUAUGUUGCAUGAAGCUGUAUAGAUACGAUAUGAAGUAUUCUAAUUGUUCUCAUUAAUGUAAUUAGUACUGCAGUUAAGGGUAGCUACGUUCUGCAAGCUUAUUGAUGAUUUUUUUGAAAUCCCGUUUUUAUUGAGUACAGCUUUUGAAUGUAUUCUAUUUAUUCAAUAAAUAUUAAGUUAUGACGUUAA
Photinus pyralis (common eastern firefly) is the source of this 2049-nucleotide messenger RNA. RefSeq names its product serine/arginine repetitive matrix protein 1-like. NCBI's taxonomy places the organism in Eukaryota, Metazoa, Arthropoda, Insecta, Coleoptera, Lampyridae. The transcript has 8 exons. The coding region runs from base 204 to 1691 and encodes 495 amino acids. The record is from RefSeq and is a predicted model, not a curated record.